Messenger RNA from Penicillium brasilianum, 1500 nucleotides. Lineage: Eukaryota; Fungi; Ascomycota; Eurotiomycetes; Eurotiales; Aspergillaceae. The record is from the annotation of a GenBank genome assembly.
AUGGCUCUAGGGCAGAACGGGCUAGCGGAACGCACGAAUCGCACUAUCCGGGAGCGGAUCAACACGCUCCUGUCCGAUGCGAAACUCCCUCCUUCCUGGUGGACCGAGCUCUUAGACACGGUAGUCUAUCUUAAGCUACGCGCGCCAGCAUCAAUCCUACAGAAGAAGACACCGUAUGAAGUCAUCUACGGGAAGCCACCCAAGCUAUUACAUCUACGACGGAUCGGCUCCCGCGUAUGGGUAUUGAUCCCUAAAGAGCAUCGGGCGAAGAUCGGACCACGAUCGUCUAAGUACCGACUGCUCGGGUACUGCGAACCCAAUCAGUACAAGCUUUAUGAAGUACACUCUAGAAGGACCAUCUUUUCCCGUGAUAUCGAGUUCGAUAAAAGGACCCCUAUAGCGCCACUCAUCGAGGGGGAAACAGGCAACGACCUCCCGGACAACGCUCCUCCAUCACCUAUCUUUCCUAAACCAAUGCUACCUCCAUCUAGUGGGCCACCUACGCCGCCGCUAUCUCCUAAAAAACUAGAGAACGCUGCUCCUUAUAAGCCAGUUGAUAACGUGCCGUCUGAUUCUGAACCGGUUAAUGUUCCCUCACCAGUCAAUCCAAUCCAGCACGAAACAGAGGCCACACAGGACCUUGGUUAUUCUUUAUAUAGCCGAAGACGAAGACCUUCCAGGCGUCUCUUAGAGUCUCUAGGCAAGGUGUAUGCGACAGGGACAUUGAAUUUCCCCCCGGGGAUCGGAUUAUUGGCUAAACACGGCAUCGACUAUCACGAAACCUUCGCGGCUGUAUCCCGAAUGGAUUCGGUCCGCAGCAUCGUUACGAGUGCCGUGCUGCUAGCUCACGGCUUUACCAUAGCCCAGUCCGACAACUAUGUUUUCUAUAAGCCUAACUAUGUCGUCUGCGUGUACGUUAACGACUUUCUGGUCGCAGCCGCGGACGACACCGAGAUCCAGCAGCUUCAAAGGGCCUUAGAAUCGGAGUUCAAACUGAACGAUCUAGGAAAGCCGCGUUCAUUCCUAGGAAUUCAGUUUAACUUCCACGCGGACGGAUCGAUUUCGAUUCACCAACAUCAAUACAUCCAAAAGGUCCUCUCCGACUUUUGCAUAGAGACCUAUCAACCGAAGUCUACACCGAUGGCUCCGAAAGUUCUCCUGAAUAACGUUCCCGACGGGAGCGACCUAGAUGAAGAUACGAAGGCUCGGUUCGGGACCGCAAUCGGAUCACUAAUGUAUCUUAUGGUCGGUACGCGCCCUAACAUCGCGUUUGCGCUUAGGACGUUGAGUCGUUUCACAUCCCGACCGCAGUCGCAUCAUCAAGCCGCACUGCAGAGACUACUACGCUAUAUCAAGGCCACACAAUUCUAUCGCAUCACAUACCGCAGCGGGCAGUUGAUCGGAUACACCGAUGCCGACUUUGGUGGCUCGGUCGUCACUAAUGGUGCAUACUCCACGUCCGGCUAUGUGUUCAAACUUACGGGAGCACCAGUUUCCUAG